Messenger RNA from Drosophila novamexicana, 937 nucleotides. It is a transcript of the gene COX6AL, whose product is annotated as cytochrome c oxidase subunit 6A1, mitochondrial. The coding region runs from base 95 to 403 and encodes 102 amino acids. NCBI's taxonomy places the organism in Eukaryota, Metazoa, Arthropoda, Insecta, Diptera, Drosophilidae. Gene Ontology annotation, molecular function: enzyme regulator activity. Gene Ontology annotation, biological process: mitochondrial electron transport, cytochrome c to oxygen. Gene Ontology annotation, cellular component: mitochondrial inner membrane. The transcript has 2 exons. The record is from RefSeq and is a predicted model, not a curated record.
CAUUUCGAGCCGGGCAACAAAUAUAUCUAUAUAUAUAUAUAUAUUCAUUCUGAAAGCAACAAAAAUUUGUAUAAAUUCUAAACAAUCAAGAAGAAUGUCGCAGUUUUGGCAACGCUAUGUACGCCCCGGGCUCAGCCAGGUCGGCCGCAAUCUGAACCUGAUCGGCGGCAAUGCCAGCGGCUCGGUGCUCUGGAAGCGUGUCACAUUCCUGGUGGCCACGCCGGCGAUUGCCCUGUGCAUGAUCAAUGCCUAUCGCUCCAAGGCCGGGGAGCAGCCGCGCCAGCCGUUUGUCAAGUACGAUCAUCUGCGUCGUCGCAACAAACGCUUCCCGUGGGGCGAUGGGGAGCGCAGCCUGUUCCACAAUCCCAAUGCGAACGCAUUGACCGAUGGCUACGAGGUCUAAGUCACACAGAUCGGUAGCGCAAGGGAUAUUCUAAAGGGGAUUUAUGAUUGUUUCGAUUACGGGUUCGUUUUGUUAUCUUUUAUCAGCUGUUUCCAGAAUCGAACAGAACCAGCAAUAGCCAGAAGUACCAGCCAAUGACAAUGUAAUACUGCAUUCGCAAGAGAUGUAACGAAAAUAAAACUGAACCGAAUUGCGCACAGACACAAACACACACACGUUGGCUUUUAGGCACCUAACCCCACCCAACCCCCCGACUCGCCUACCCCCGUUAGGGGCGUGGCACGGCGACUUUCGCUUUCGGAAAGUUACACACACGAAUAAAAAAAAAAUAACAUUUGAUUAUCGUACGCAUCUAAUUUGCCAUGCUGCACCUGUACCUCGACUUACAAUUAUUUAUUUUUAUUUAUUUAAAAUUUUUAAUGCAUAUAUGUAUAUUCAUAUACAACAUUAUGUUCAUACAAAACUUUUACGGCCACAAUGCGCAAUUGACCCUGAAUCUUGUGCUUGUGGUGUGCGUGUGUGUGUUUGUGCAUG